ACGAAUACUUCCGUCAUAAGUUGAUAGGAAACUUUGGCAGUUUGGCAAGAAAGGACGGAUUAUUUAUGCUGAUGUGUGAAAUAUUUUCUUCUAUAUUGCUGUAAUUUUGACUCUUAGUAUCCAACAUGGCACACGAAGAAGAUAAUGGCACCGAACAGUCGUCUGAACAUUGGUUAAAUAGCUUUGAAGAGGAGUGUUUGGAAGAACUUGAUGCAGAACCCAAUAUGGCGGAAACCCUUCAAGCACAGAGGGAAUACGCAACACAAAAACUUUUUUUUCAUUUUCAGAAUUCAGCAACGUCUAUAGCACAAUUAUACAAAGAUCGACAGAGUGGGCUUUCAUUAUUUAUACCAUUUCAGAAUGCUGCUGCAUCUGUAACUAGUCUUUAUAAAGAUAGUGUAGAUUCUCUCAGACGAUGUGUAGAUGUCGGUGUUCAAAGAGGACGGCAACAUAGAACAAAGGAUAUUGUUGCAUGGGCAAAGAAGAGGAGAAGGCAUAUACGUAGAGAAGAUCUGCUUGCCUUUCUUUGUGGAAAGUCUCCUCCUUCUAGAAAUCGGUUGUCAGGUCCAAUAGUUCGCCAUACAUCUUCCUCCAGGCUUAGUGGAUUGGAGAGGUCUCAUUCCCCACGUGUAUCUGGUGCAGAAGGAUGUGAGCCAUCACCAGAACCAGAUCUACAAGCAUUUAGAGAAGCCAUUGCCCUUCAAGGACUAAACGGUGCAAUGUCAAACAUCAGUGUGGACUACAAUAGGCCUCAUGGUACACCAAGUACACAACUGCCUCGCAAUAAUAAUAUGGAGGAACUGAAUCGCUUUAUAAUGGAUGAAAUUUCCCAAAAUUAUGAUUCAUCACGAAAGAGGACAUCCUCCCCAGACGUGUUAAUGGACUCCCCAUCACGGAAAAGAAGUCGAUUCAGCUGGAGGGAUUAAACUUAAAUAGUGCACAAUUUUCUGAUGAUUUCAUUGCUGCCUACAAGUAUAAGGAAAAAUCAUCAGAUAAUGUAUUCAGAUACACAACUACUGUACUGUGAAUGGGGAUGUAUCAUUUGUCAAAACAUAUUUACAGAUUGUUGUUUUUCUCUCCCUCUCUCUCUCUUUUUCUCUUGUCUGUUUAACUAUGAGAUAGCUUACACUUAAUUUUCCAUUAUGAUGUAUUUAUUAUAUAGAAUUCCUCUGUCAGACUGUAAAAAUAAUUUCAACUAUUAUACAAGGAACCUUUCAUUUGUUAACUUUAUGCCAAAUAGUUUUCAAAUUCAUUAUCCACAAUUUUAUAGCAGUUACAGGUGAAUGUGAAUACAUAUAUAUAUAUAUAUUUAUAUUUAUAAUAUUAUCUUUGAAUUGCAUUACAAGAUAUUUAACUCUUUUCAAAGGUUCAAUGUCAUUUUUCUUCCACAAUAGACAUUUAGUGUUUCUUGUUAUUGAAAGCUAUAGAAACUUUCAUUGCAUUUAAUUUGAAUAUUCCUUUUUCGUUUGGAAAUUUAAAAAAAAUCAUUUAGAUUAAAUUUGAUGGAGUUAAAUUACACUCAACAAUUAUGAACAAAUACAGUGUGAAAAUUAGCACCAUAAUGUUAAUUGUCUCCUUUAUUCAUAUAUUCUCUUAAUGAUGCAUGCAUUUAUUUUUUUGUUAUGAGUGAAAAAUAAUGCAUAUCUAAGUGUACACACUUAAAACUGCAAAAAUAUGUAUCCCCAUUCACAUUCCAACAUACAUUAUUACAAAUUGAGUUUGUCAGCAGGAGAGAGAGUUAUAAUGUCUGUGAUGUAUAUUUUAUUCUGUAUGUCAUGCACAGCUAGUGUUCCUUUAUACAGAGUCUGCCAAAUAUGCUGUUUGAUUUGUAUUGCUGCAUAUUAUUAAAAGUAAGAGCUAAAAAGUCUUUAAUUUUAUAUAUAGUUCUGUGUAGGAGAUUGUUCCAAAGGUUUACUGUGUAAACUGAACUCAGUGAUGUGGCUUGUCCUCGGGUAUAAUGCUGAGGUGGAAAGCUCAGAUUGCAUGAAACAGAGUGUGUGUGUUUAUUUUUACGUGGUAUAUAUCUGAUGCAGUAUUGGAGAUCUGUUGUUAUGGAAUUCCAUUUUAGAAUGUUUUAUCUUAAGAUAAUUGUAAUUAUUUGUUGUAAAUUGUUACUAUAAACUUAUUGUUUAAACAAAACAAAACAAAAAUGAUGUAAUUGAAAUUAAGAAUGUUAACAUCUAAUUUGUAUGGUAUUGAUUUGGAUAUUAUGAAUUUUUUUCCAUUGAGUGAUACUAAAUAUUUUCAUGAAAUAAUCAAACAUCAGGAUGACAAGACGAUCAACUGGAAUAAUCAGCAAUUCAUUUAAUUGUUUUCACUCACAUGACCUUUGUUUCUGGAUAAAUUCAUUUGUCAUGAAGUCUUAUGAAAAAUAGUAAAUACAUAUAUGUAGUCAAGUAAUAUGUAUAUUUUCAUUCUUGGUACAGGUCAUUUUUAACUCCAUACAUUGCUUUCUAAUUUCUACAAUUGGUACAUACCUGGGUAGUCAUUUUUCCCCCUUAAUGGAUAAACUUUUUCCAAUACAUUUUGCAUCUGCAUGAAGUACUUUUUUGUUGUUCCAAAAUAACUUAACAUAAACGAUAAAAUGUAAGCACUUUCAUUGUCAAAAUUCAAGUACCCAAAAUUAGUAUUGUUUUGUCUCUGUUUGAAAAUAUUUCUUUCAAUAUAUUACAAUAAACUAGUUCAAAUAAAUAUUUUGUAAUUUGAUGUUUUAUUCAGCAAGGUGUGUUUUUGUUUAUUCUAAGUUGCAUAAUACCUGUUAGAUAGAUUUUAUUUCAACUUGAUGUUGGUAGCCUGAAUAGAACAGACAAACACUGUAAAAUCAAAUGGGGGUGGGAGUCAAACUUUGUGUUGUAGAUAUUUUUGUUAUAUACUGUUACAUAGGCACCUGUUUUCAAAUUGAUAAUUUGUGAAAUGGGUUUUCUAAAAAAGAUAAUUCAUGCAAUUACAAUAUGUAUGCGGGAGAUGUAUGGUCAGAAAUACAUUUGGGUUAUUAAAUGAUGAACUUUGUAUAACAUGUUUGAAGAAAAAAUUAGAAUUUUUGUAAUCCUUUAACUUUCUUGCUUCCAUAAAGUAAGGCUAGAAAAGUAACAUUGGUAUGUUUAACCCAAUACUGAAGGACAAUUUGGCACAAAAACUACAACAACAGCAGCAUCUACCUGGUAAAAUGUAGGAAUAGAUUACAAAUUCAAGUAUUAAUCAUAAAUAACAUUUCAAGAAAAUCAUGCUUUUGUUUUCUAAAUUGAAAUGCAGAUCAUUUUUAGUAUAAAUGAAACCAAAGUUGAAAGGAUUACAUUUCCUUAUAGAUAUUAGUUAUAUAAAGAAUAAAUAUUCCCUGAAAUGUUUACAACUCUUCACAAAACAAAAAUAUCGCUGAAAUAAGAUGCAAUUUACAUUAUAAGCAUUAAAAGUGAUGCUUGUUUUGUAGAUUAUCUUAAUUGAAGAAUUUAGAUAAUACAUUGUAUUUAUUUUUUCAGACCUGAUGUUUCAAAGUAAAAAGAAAUAUCAAUAUAGUUUCUUCAUGAAAAGUGUACAGUCUGUAUUUGCAUCUAUACAAUAAAUAAUAAAAAUCAUACGAAUUGUAUCUGUUACAUUUAUAUAUGAUACAAUGAAGCAGAUUUGUAAAAAAAAAAAAAAAAAAAAAAACAGAAAAGGGAAAUCAAAUAUUCACACCAAAUGAAAUGUACCACAUCCUUAAUUUCAAUUUAGUAUCUCCAUUUUAUUUCCGUAUAAUUAUAAAUAUAGCUUACAGGAGGUAGUUAUGAGCAGAUUACUCUGUAAAUCAGAUUUAGAAACUCAAUGCAACUCGGCUUUAAUAAAUGAUUUUUUUUUUUGAGAUUUCAAUGGAAUCGCAUUUGAGACAUUAGUAUGUUGCAUAAUUGUUGUAUGCAUAUGCAAUUGUACAACAAUUGAACCACUGUGUUUUGAUAUUAAUGAAAUAACAAUAACACUAUUUGUAAGUAUAUAGAAUGUCAUGUAAGAGGUACCACUGGAAAUGUCAAAUCGCAUACUCCUAACUUAAUACAAAAAUAUUUAACUAUGGAAUUAUUUAUUGUAACUUGAAGGAAUUUACAUUUUUUGUGUGCUUUUGUUUCUAUUGUUCUUAAAUUUCUACAAGAGGUCAGUGUGGUAUACUCACAACACUAUAUUACGAUGUAUUGUAUUUGUUGGUUUGUUUUGUUGACAAGAACAUAAGAUGGACAAAUAGUACAUGUAUAAGAUAAAGGAAGGACCGUGUGUUGGUGAACGAAAGAAGGUUAAGGUAGUAAUGCAUGAAUGAGGGUCAAUAAGGACAACAAUUGUGAAUGGAGUAUGGUUGCAUCUACAUUUAGUAAAAAUGAUCAAUAUCUUACUGAAUAGGUUUAUUGUGCAAGUGAUCUAAUGAUUAUCAUUGCGUUCAGAGUAAGAUAUUAUUUUGGUUUGGGAUGAGUACUCGUGUGUAUUCACCAAUAAAAGAAUACAAAAACUGUAUUCUGUGGUAAUAAACGAUUGUAGAUGUCAA
This is a messenger RNA of Pecten maximus, 4501 nucleotides long. Its product is annotated as UPF0472 protein C16orf72-like. Bases 126 to 926 code for a protein of 266 amino acids. The transcript has 4 exons. Lineage: Eukaryota; Metazoa; Mollusca; Bivalvia; Pectinida; Pectinidae. The record is from RefSeq and is a predicted model, not a curated record.